Molecule: messenger RNA, 419 nt
Organism: Erinaceus europaeus (western European hedgehog)
Lineage: Eukaryota; Metazoa; Chordata; Mammalia; Eulipotyphla; Erinaceidae
Product: small ribosomal subunit protein eS27-like
Exons: 1
Coding region: 56-310 (84 amino acids)
Biological process (GO): translation; ribosomal small subunit assembly
Cellular component (GO): ribosome; cytosolic small ribosomal subunit
Molecular function (GO): RNA binding; structural constituent of ribosome
Source: RefSeq, a predicted model, not a curated record
UAUGUAUUAUUAAAUAUGUGUCUGCAUUCGGCGGUGACAGCCUCCCCACGAGAACAUGCCUCUGGCGAAGGACCUUCUCCAUCCCUCUCCUGAAGAGGAGAAGCAGAAGCACAAGAAGAAGUGCCUGGUGCAGAGCCCCAACUCUUACUUCAUGGAUGUCAAGUGCCCAGGAUGCUCUAAGAUCACCACUGUCUUUAGCCAUGCACGAACGGUAGUUUUGUGCGUUGGCUGUUCCACUGUCCUCUGCCAGCCCACAGGAGGAAGAGCAAGGCUUACCGAAGGAUGCUCCUUCAGACAGAAGCAGCACUGAAAGCACCCUGAACCAAGAUCAGUGGGAAAUCAUCCCAAUGAAAACACAUUUUGGAUAAAAAAAUAUAUAUAUAUGUCUGCAGUUAAAAAUAAACAUAGCAGAUGUGAUA